Molecule: messenger RNA, 1005 nt
Organism: Trifolium pratense (red clover)
Lineage: Eukaryota; Viridiplantae; Streptophyta; Magnoliopsida; Fabales; Fabaceae
Product: temperature-induced lipocalin-1-like
Exons: 2
Coding region: 161-727 (188 amino acids)
Source: RefSeq, a predicted model, not a curated record
CAAUUAAACAAAUAACCAAAAAUAGGCACCGUUAAUAAAAACGUAUCCAUAUCCUGAUAUUAUUAUCCUAAUAAUGAACAGAACUUUACAAAACUAAGAUUCAAAACCACUAUAUAAAUAAAUUCUUGUAGUGACUUACGACCAUAAAACACAGAGAAACAUGGCCAGCACAAUGUUUUGUUCUGUUAUGUUAUGUUUUAUUGUAUAUCUCUCUUUCUAUCCACAACAAACAAUGGCAACCGCGCCGGAGGCCGUGAAGGGUGUAGACUUGGCGAGGUACAUGGGCCGGUGGUACGAAAUAGCUUCUUUCCCUUCAUUUUUUCAGCCGAAAAAUGGCGAAAACACUAGAGCCACCUACACUCUAAACAAAAAUGGGACUGUUCAUGUUCUAAAUGAGGUUUGGAAUAAUGGUAAAAGAAACUUCAUAGAGGGAAUUGCUUAUAAAGCUAACCCUAAAAGCGAUGAGGCCAAACUUAAGGUCAAAUUCUAUGUUCCUCCAAUCUUGCCAAUCUUUCCUGUUGUUGGAGAUUACUGGAUAUUGUCCCUUGAUCAAAAUUAUCAAUAUGCCCUCAUUGGAGGACCUACCAAUCUAUUUCUUUGGAUAUUAUGCAGACAGACCCAUUUGGAUGAUCAAAUAUACAAUCAGCUUGUUGAGAAGGCUAAGGAAGAAGGGUAUGAUGUGACCAAAUUGCACAAGACUCCACAGAGUGAUCCUCCACCUAUGUAAGAAGGCCGUCAAGAAACCAAAAAAAAAUUGGUGGAUUAAUUAUCCCUUUUUGGGAGGGCAGCCGUAGUAUUAGGGUGUGUUUUUUUUCCAAAGUGUUCCUUAUAAAAAGGACCGGAGGGAGUAUGUUGAUUUGCAGAAAUAAAAUCUAGGAAAAUAUGUAUUUAGUCUUUCAUGUAUACAAGUUUAUUUAGUGUAGUAGCUUAUAAACUCAUCAUAGUAGAGGAAUUGGGUUUCUCUCAUGUAAUCACUUGAAUAAAAUUGAUUAAAUUUUUAGUUAA